CCCGGCACUUGUAAUCCUCGUUGGACCCUCGCACACCCAAACAUGAGGAACCUUUUGUGGAUUAUUUUCUUUUUAUCCAUUUCUUUACUCGACUCAGCUCAAAUUCCAAAGAGAUGCUCAGCACCGCCCAGGUAUCCAUCCGCCAGACUCAACAGCAGAUUCGGCAGCAGAAAUACAUUUGGCAGCGGGCAGAAGGUGUACUAUAACUGCGUCGAGGACUUUGUUCCUUACACGGGCGACCUGUCAGUGAUGUGCGUCGAUGGAACCUGGACCGAGUUGACCCUAAAAUGUCAAAAGAGAUCAUGUGGUAAUGCUGGAGAUCUACCCCACGGAUGGCUGCAGUAUGAAGGACAUUCGUUCAUUGGGGAGAAGGUCCACGCAAAAUGCAAUGAUGGAUACACUUUAAAAGGACCCAAGUACAUGACAUGUAAGAAAACUGGUUGGACUGGUAAAUUCCCCACGUGUGAAGAAGACAUCACCUGCUCCACUCCUGAAGUGGCCAACUUGGUGAGCAGGAGCGAUGUUUCCAUUCACCGGGUGGGCGAGAAGGUGACCUUCACCUGCAGUUCAGGCUUCAUGUUGGAUGGCCCACAACAGAUAACUUGCGGCCCCUCAGGCCAGUGGGAGCCCAAACUCCCCCAGUGCCUGACCUCACUUGAAAAAGGUGGCUGUAGCACUCCUGCAAACACCAAGAGCUCGAACACCAACCUGGCGGACACGUUCAUCACCAGGACGACCUUUGCCCCUGGUGAGCGUGUCCAUUACACGUGUGAUGUCGGCUACAGGCCAGUGGGUGGCAGCAGAUACCGGUCGUGUGUCAGUGGACAAUGGACGCCUCUGCUGCUCAAAUGUGAACGUAAGCUGUGUGGGUCUGCAGGAGAGAUUCAAAAUGGAUACUUCAUUUACUCCGGAGUGGAGUUUGGCGACACUGCUACAGCUCACUGUGAUGAGGGGUUUCAGCUUGUAGGACGGCCAACCAGGAACUGUAUGAGUUUUGGCUGGGAUGGUCGUGUUCCCUUUUGUGAAGUGGUGGAGUGUGAAGAGCCUCCAGUAGUGCCCGAUGCAGUGAAGAAAGGCCCAGUAGAAGGUCCACAUAGGUACAGGAGUGUGAUUGUGUAUGAGUGUCGUACAGGCACCCUGGUGGGGAGCAAGGAGGUAUGGUGCACAAAGAACGGCACAUGGAGCACACCUCCGACAUGCAGAGAGAUCACAUGUCCAUCUCCCAGCGUGCCCAACGCCGCCUGGACGCGAGCCCACACCAGACUUUAUCAACACCGGGAUGCGGUCACCAUCGACUGUCGCCACGGUUACACAAGGGUUGGCGCGAGCACUGUCACCUGCGGCGACAACGGCCAGUGGAUUCCCAGUCUCCCCAAAUGCAGACACACACCACGGCGUACUAACUGGAGCCGAUAUGCUGUCUGAUGUGGCGCUAAAGUAUUCAGUCCAGGAACAACAUAACAUUUUUUUUUUAAUAUAUACCUUAAUGCUUCCUUGCCAUUUCCUCACAAAGUUCAUAACAUCCUUACAGACAUUAAAUGUGUAUGUUUAUUUCAAUAAGUGUUUCUGGGCAAGAACAAGUACAAACUUGUUGCAUUCACCUCUGUACAUUUUUUUUUUCUUUACAGUCGAUAAUGUCACGUGUAUCAUCAUCUAUAGACUACACUGCGAGUGAGCGUUCAUGAACAAACAAGCUACAAGAAAAGAAGAACACCAAUUCCAUUCAUUUAAAAAGACAAUACAAAAUCCAGACAUUUACAUGAGCAAUAACAAUUCAAGUGCAAAUAUCAUUAUCAACUCUAUGAUACAUCAUAGCAAACUCUCUUUUAAAAGGCAACAAUUUCAACCAAAAAAAACCAUUCAGGUUGCAGGAAAGAAGCUGAUUCUGGUCUAAGGGGGAGUCCUUAUAAUAUUUUUAUAGGAAUUUCAGUCAGAAUCUUUGAGUAACAUGGCCUUAACUUUGCGAUCAAAA
This is a messenger RNA of Dunckerocampus dactyliophorus (ringed pipefish), 1972 nucleotides long. Its product is annotated as complement receptor type 1-like. Bases 43 to 1425 code for a protein of 460 amino acids. The record is from RefSeq and is a predicted model, not a curated record. NCBI's taxonomy places the organism in Eukaryota, Metazoa, Chordata, Actinopteri, Syngnathiformes, Syngnathidae. The transcript is spliced from 11 exons.